UUUACUAGAAACAGCUGAAGACUUCUGCUGAAGCAAAAGAAGAAUGACAUUUUGUCAACAAACCAAGUAAUUUGAGAGCAUCUUCAAAGGCAUGCAACAGCUUGCAUCCGCCAGUCGCCAUCCAGUUUCGCCGUGUCCAUGACGACGCCUCCUCUCGCCACCGGCGGCAUGACUUCCCAGUUCCCCGGGCAACAGGCGCAGGCCGCUCGAGAUGUCAACACGGCAUCCCUGUGUCGCAUCGGGCAGGAGACGGUGCAGGACAUCGUCUUGAGGACCAUGGAGAUCUUCCAGCUGCUGAGGAACAUGCAGCUGCCCAAUGGGGUGACAUACCAACCCACCACUCACCAAGACCGUCUGGGCAAGCUUCAGGAGCAUCUGCGCAUGUUGUCCGUGCUCUUCCGCAAGCUGCGACUGGUCUAUGACAAGUGCAUAGAGAACUGCGCCGGGCUGGAACCCGUGCCACCAGAGCAACUCAUUCCGUACGUAGAGGACGACAGCUCCAAACUUGACGAGCGAUCGGCCAAUCAGAGCCGCACGGCCAGCGAGGAGAGGAGGGAGGUCCUGGAGGUCAACAAGAAGCUCCGGCAGAAGAAUCAGCAGUUGAAGCAGAUUAUGGACCAGCUCAGGAACCUCAUCUGGGAGAUCAACUCCAUGCUCGCCGUCAGGAGCUAAAAUCUCUCUCCAUCUCUCCAUCUUUGUCUGUCUCUGCCUCUCUCCCUCGCUUCCUUUUUACUCCUAAAACAAGUUGCUCUAGCUCCACAUUUUCCCUCUCCUUCUCCUCGUCUUUCAUUCUCAUUUCAUCUCUUUCUGUCUCUCUAUCCCGUUUCUCUUUUCUAAAACUCUAAUUCUAAAAAACUAGCUGCUCUAUAUCCUGUGGCAGAAAGGCGGGUGGGCUCCAUUUAAGCUUGCUGAAAAACUACCGGUCAUAAUCAUGUUAAGAAAAUGAUUUAAGGUAGUGGCAUUACUCCACAGUGAGGGGAAUGAAAAGGGAGGGUGACCAUUGGAUAUUAAAAGGGGGGAGAGGAGGUAAGGAGAGGAGUCUAAUAACUGGAGAACCACACAUAGAUUUGCUGAAAGGCAGUGUUGCUAGAUGGAAAAUGCUGAAUUAUCGUACCAAAAGCUGAAAAUUAUCGUUUUUUGGGGCUUUUUGGGAGGAAAUUAUCGUACAAUUGUUGUUUCAAGGCAUCUAAAUGAACUGAAUGACAACUCUGAAAUUAUCGUACAUCAUGUUUUUUUGAUCGCACAUAGGACAAAAUGGACAAAAUUAUGGUACAAAUACGAUAAUUAUCGUACAUCUGGCAACACUGAUGAUAGGUGAAACCUGGGAGGGUCAAAGUGUUUUAUGAUACUAUAGCAACCUGUAUUUAUUUUAUCCCUGAAAUUGAGUACUUUACUACUUAGUAUUUAAAACACAUACAUAUUUAAUGUAGCUGUACUUAAUAUAUUGAUCAUGUACUAAAAGGUUAUGAAUUAUGUAUUUGUUACAUAAAAAACACCUCAGUACCUGUAGCAUUUAGAGAAUUUUUUUCUUUUUUUUUUUAAACAGAGAAGCAUUUUGAGUUUAUAUGUGCCUGUUCAGCACCUCAAGUCUGCAACAUGUCAUCAAAUGCAUUUUUAUCUUUUCUUUCUGUUCAACUGUCUUAAACCCUGCUCCAAUUUAAACCAUUUUUUCCUAUUUGUUUGUUUGUGCAUUUGGAACCAAGGUCAGUGGCAUACGGUCAGGACUUGACAUUGGCACCUGCAAACCGGCCAAAAAUGGGUAAAACUGGGCCGUGGCCAGUAGUAGUUUCAGUCUCACUAACCACUUUGGCGGCAGGUAACUUAUUCUUGGGUAUGACAUAAUAUGUAUGAUCAUAAUAGCCUAUAUAUGUUUUUGCGACAUAACAUGUUAUCUGAAAGUUCAAAAAAUAUCAUUCAGCUUCCAUUUGCCUGAUCAAGUUAGUUUCAUUUAACACACUAUAUUCAUAGCAAUUUAUCGUCUUCUUUUAUUUUCUUCAUUUUCUGAAGUUAGAUGUAUCAUGGUACAGAAAAUACUUCAAAGAAAAUCCUGACAACAAAACUGUGGCUAGUAGAAAGGCUGAAUGGCUAGUGACUCUGGAAAACCAUUAGCCGCCGUGGACUGGCCGGUGCGUAAAAAGUUAAUGUCAAGCCCUGCGUUCAGUGAGUGCAUUCCAAUAUGUGACCUUGCGUCCUCCACUUGUGCUUGUGGCCUCGUACUAGGAAGUACAAAGUAAUAUGUCGUGAUGACAUCACUGACAACAGCAUUAUAUUUCAAUAUCUUGCAAAAGCUCAAUUUCAGUCAUUUUCUCCUUUGCAAUUGGGAUGGUGAAUGAAAAACAGUCUAACAAAAGUUGUUGUGGCUAGGCUGACAGCUGGGAAACUUUAUUUUUUUCUCCACGGAGGCGGGGCCACGUGAAGCUACAAGCACAAGUGGAGGACGGGAGUGUGUAUAUUGGAAUGCACUCAGUAUAUUGGUUUUGCUUGGAGAGAACCUCUCUGGAAACCCACCCUAGAAACUGGCAAAUUGCCUGUUAUGGGCAUCAACACCGCACACCUAGUCACCCAGUCGGCUCCUCUGGCCCGCCCAAUAAACUGCAUUGUUUUCCCCUCCGAAUGCUUCAUCCGUGGUUGUGUGGUGCCAAUCACUGCCAGUCAUAUGGCAUGUUGAUUAGCCAACAUGGGGGAAAACAAGCAAUUUCAUGGGCGGGCACAGAGUUGCCGACUGGGUCUAUAUCCUAGGAAAGGGGUAACGUGCAUGUCUCAGAGAAUGGCAAGCUCGCUUUCUCUAUGCUCAUUUAUGCAAACCGCUGUGGCUACACAGGCAAGCCUGUUUUUGUGACAUUAUGCAAAAUUUUUGUGGAAUAAAUACAGACUAAAACACA
This is a messenger RNA of Engraulis encrasicolus (European anchovy), 2882 nucleotides long. It is a transcript of the gene med30, whose product is annotated as mediator complex subunit 30. The record is from RefSeq and is a predicted model, not a curated record. Gene Ontology annotation, molecular function: transcription coregulator activity. The coding region runs from base 139 to 672 and encodes 177 amino acids. Gene Ontology annotation, biological process: positive regulation of DNA-templated transcription. Gene Ontology annotation, cellular component: mediator complex. Lineage: Eukaryota; Metazoa; Chordata; Actinopteri; Clupeiformes; Engraulidae. The transcript is spliced from 5 exons.